CGCAACGUUGGCCGAGUGAAAAGUGGAAAAUACAGCUUUUUCCCGUUUUCCAUUGGCGGCUUGAGUUUCGUCAUUUGUUGUUGCUUUCGGGGCGCGUGUGCUUGGAAAAUAUGGUGCGUGGUUUCAAAAAUAGUGAAGAAAAAUAUAAACGAUUGCCUGCAAACAAAAAAUAAAAAAAAUGUAAAUAAUCUUUCAGAGAGUAUCUUGAAGGAGUGAUUGUGCUAUUUGUUGAGUAUUAAAUACAUUAAACAACACUAAAACCUAGAACAAACAUAUCGCUAUCGCUGAAGAGAUCCCAAACAUUUAGGAGUCUGGUUUGUGUCCGCACUCAAGCGCUUUAAUGGCCCAGCCGAGAAAAUAUUUACAAUUUUUCAACAAAUGAAACAAAUCCGGAAACAACUGAAACUGAAAGACAAGCAAGCCGAACCUGAAGUAAAAUGUCAGCAACCCUAGUACAAAAGUUGUCAACAAAAACUCAACUCAAUUCCCAGGCCCAACAGCAACCAAGCCGGAAAACGGAGCAGACACCUGAGGUGGAAGUGGAACAUCUGGCAACCAUAUCGCUACUGCUGCAAUACGAUAUAGACAAUACGCUGAAUGCGUUCAAGCAGCACCGAAGGAUGACGCUGGACGGAAGAGGAAUGGGAGGACCCGGACCUCUGGCUCGGGAAGCAGUCAACAACAACCCAGAAAAAGACGUUAAUCUGAAUAUGACUUCGGCUGGGCAAAGGGACCUCAGUAGCCCGAUGGCCGAGCUGGAGGUUGAGCAAAUUGGACUGGGCAAAGCGGGAGCCGCCGGUCAGGGGUUCAUGCCGCCCACGCCUCCAGCCACCCCCAAUAUGCAAAACACGGCCCAGAAGCGCUGGAAGAUUCUGGCUAAGGUCCUGCGUAAGGACUCCGAGGAGACUGUGUCCUCCUCCAGCGACGAGUUCAGCGAGGAGCAGACGGCAUCGGUGAGGCGCUUCAAAAGCUUCGACCUGCUGCGGCAGGACAGCUUUGAGGACCACGUGAGCCUCAAGUGCCUGGGUACAACGGAGAACUGGUACAAGUACCGCAUGCUGCUGGACAACGACGUUGAGUACUCGGUCAACAUCCACCACAUGGAGCGACAGCUGACCGCCAGCGAUCUUAUGGGCUUUAACAACACGGGCAACAUCUGCGUUUGGCCCUCGGAGGAAGCCCUCACGGCCCUGGUGCUGUCUGAGGUGGACGCGUACCGCGGCAAGUGGAUUCUGGAGCUGGGCGGCGGUUUCACCUCCUUGGCCGGCCUCAUGCUCGCCAAGUACGCUAAGCCUUAUGCCGUGCACCUGACCGACGGCAACGAGAUUUCGGUGGACAACGUUCGAAAGACGGUCUGCCUGAACGAGCUGAGCUGCUACACCAAGUGCUCGGUCCUCAAGUGGCAGGAGUGCUCGGCUCGGGCGCAGGCGGAGCAUGCCAAGUUCGACUUCAUUCUGUGCGCCGACUGCCUGUUCUUCGACGAGGCUCGGUCGGCGCUGGUGGACACCAUCUGGUAUUACCUGGCGCCCCAGGGAGUGGCCCUGAUCAUGGCCCCGAGUCGCGGUCGCACUCUCAGCGUGUUCCAGGACGAGUGCGUUGCCCGGGGCUUUACGGUGGAGUUGGCCACGCGGUACAACGAGACCAUCUGGCAGCGACACCUCCAGCUCAAGGCCGACUCCGCCCUGUACGACGAGGAUCUGCACUAUCCGCUGCUGCUCCGCUUGUGCAAGACGCACAGCUAGAGAAUCGGAGGGCACGACCGUGUGCGUCCGGAGCGACUGGAAGUAGGUGCAAUUAAAUUUAGUCAAUGUUUUAGUUGAUAGCAAGAAAAUUCCAGUUUACACCUUAAACAAAAAUGGGGCCGAUGCAGAGCAAAUUCCGCGGAGGCCUCGCCGAACAAAUAGAAAUUCCUCCCACACUGAAACAAAAAUGUAGAAUAUGGACUAGGCUGGUCCCUCAAAUCGCUAAGAAAGAAAA
Messenger RNA from Drosophila obscura, 1977 nucleotides. Its product is annotated as calmodulin-lysine N-methyltransferase. The coding region runs from base 438 to 1742 and encodes 434 amino acids. The record is from RefSeq and is a predicted model, not a curated record. Gene Ontology annotation, cellular component: cytoplasm. The transcript has 2 exons. Gene Ontology annotation, molecular function: calmodulin-lysine N-methyltransferase activity. Lineage: Eukaryota; Metazoa; Arthropoda; Insecta; Diptera; Drosophilidae.